This is a messenger RNA of Solanum dulcamara, 1200 nucleotides long. RefSeq lists its product as uncharacterized. The transcript is spliced from 4 exons. The record is from RefSeq and is a predicted model, not a curated record. The coding region runs from base 113 to 865 and encodes 250 amino acids. Lineage: Eukaryota; Viridiplantae; Streptophyta; Magnoliopsida; Solanales; Solanaceae.
AAUUUCCUAUAAAUACACGGCCCAUUUAAGAGGUCCAUGGAUCAUCUGUACCCGGAUCCGGCUCCACUCCUCUCCUCCCCAAGUUCCUAGAACCCAGAAGACCUUAUCUUUCAUGGCAGUUACACACUCGUCGAGUGUUUCUGGACAAACCCACUUCCCUGCUAUGAUGGCUCUCAAACUCAAUUCUCCAGUCCCCAAUGCUAUUCAGAUUUUACCAUCGUUGACUAAGUCUAAUAUGUGCGUUUUGAGCAUCAGAUCAAAUGGAACACGUCCGAUUUCAACACCUAAAAUAAUAUGCAAUAUGAGCAUAGCAGCUGGACAAGCAGAUGAACCUCACAAAUUUAACUUGGAGAACGUGAUAGACCAGGCAGGGAAAUUGUGGGACAACACUCCUGCACCAGUCAAGAGUUUCCCUUGGAAUAGAGCACUGGACAAUUUUGUUCAACUUAUUCUUGACAUUGUUUUGACAGUUACCAAAUACUUGUAUGUACCAGUAUUUGUAGUUACCUCAAUCAGUGAGUUGUCUUACUGUGCACAUGAGCGGAAGCUUUAUAUCACCCUGCUUCCUUUUCUUGUUGGUGUUGCUAUUGCUGGCAUAUUAAAGUCAGCAGCUCUAGAGUCAUCUCCAUAUCUCAAGACUGCAGAAGUUCCUUGGCAUUUGAUUGCCAUUGGCCUUUUCUUCACACUGCUAAAGUUGCCGGGACCAUAUUAUCCAUAUUGGGGUCGAAUUUUUAUUCCACACCUUGCAAAUGGGGCAUUGUUCAGAACUUUGUGGUUUGCUUUCCUCUGGUACAGAAGGCCUAGGAAGUCAGUAGAAACGACGCCUAAUUCACUAGUUGCUGAUCCUGAACAGAAGGGUCUAUAACUUUUUGGCAACAAGUAUUUGAACCGAGACAGGUUUAAGAGAUCAUCAAUAGGCACACCAUUGAGGAUCUAUUCACACUCAGCUUAUUGGAGUCCUCCCCUACAUUCGGAGGACACCACUUAUGUUAUUCUUGCGUCGAGUUUAGUCUUUCCAUUCCGAUUUGAGGUAGCCAUGAACCUGUCAUUGGCACCAAUUAGAUAGUAGUGAUAGAGGCUUCAUAGACUAGAUAGUGAUGGAUCGAUUGAGUAUUUUAUUUUCUUGAAUUGUUCUUGUCAUACUAUUUUAAUGACAUAGAUUGGAGUUUGAUUUGUUGACCCAUGGCCUUUCUCUCUUGA